AUGUUCUUAUUAAAUUCAAUGAGGAAAGAAGUGUCUGUAUCCAAGAAGAAAAGAUACGUCUUAGGCAUGACUGUACGAUCCGCUGCAUAUCCAACUAACAUUACAGAUACUCUAACUAAUAUGGUCUCGGAGUAUGAAAUCAUACUAGAUGAACCUCACAAAAUUUGGAAACCAAAAGAAUUUGUCUCAGGCAAUAUCAUACUGAGGCUAUCAAGAGAUGCUUAUAAUGUAGCAAUCAAGUUCUCGUUGAUAAAUGAAAUCAAUUUGAAAAUGUCAAAAACUACAAGGAUGAUCAGUAAAAGUCAAGAGACUGUAACGGAAAAUUCCGCAUACUUAUAUGGUGAUGAGUCACAUCUGUUAAAUCUUACAAAAGGUGAACAUGUCUUCCCUUUCAAAUUUAAACUCCCCAAGCAUAAAAAAUCAUUCAGUUCCAUUGACUUUAAAAGAGGUUCCAACGAAUACUAUAUAAGAGGGUUCCUGAAAGCAGCAAAUGAUGUCACUAUACAAACGUGCGAAAAGAGAAUAUCUGUACUAGUACCGUUGGAUGUAGAAAAAUACUCAAACGCAAUUAAGAAAACGAUGGUUUUACAAUCAACUUUCUCCAAUGCCUCGAUUGAAGACUCACAUAUUGCAAAUUCACAUAGUAAUGAAAACGCAUCUUCAUUCAUGACAAAAUUAACAAAGAGCUCGUCUGGCUCUAGUUCGACGAAAAAUGAUAACCUUUUCACACUAACAGAUCAGCAACCUGAAAAGAUGGUGAAAGUGUCAGUCAACGUACCACAUUCAGGUUUUAUGGUAGGCGAGCUGAUCCCAGUGAAAGUAGAUAUCAAGCAUUAUAAAGCAUUCAAUCAUUCGGCAGGGUUAAUCGCGACGUUGACAAGAAUAUGUAGAGUGAACGGUAAUUCAAAGGAUAUUCCAGUUGAAACGUUCAGGAAAGACAUAUCCCAAACUACUGCACCAUUAUUCAUAGAUUCAGAGUCGAAAGAAGCUUCGGCUCUGAUGUAUCUUAAGGUUCCAUUAGAUGCAAUUGCCACGUUUACCGCCCUUCCAAACUACUUUACUUUUCAAUAUUAUAUUGAAGUGGUUGUUAAUCUAUCAAAAAAGUUAACGGUCUACACUGCAUCCAAUGAAAUUGUAGGGAAAUACCUAGACAAUUCAUCAUAUACUUCGCACCAAGGGUCGAUUCUAAAGGAAAAUUUUAAUUCGUUGCAAAGAAAUAUAUCAAGAAUAAUGAAGGAUGAUGACGAGUACGUCAAACAUAAUGACAAUGAAAUCGAUGUUUCAUUCAGCGAUUUAAUCAAUGUUGAGAGACUAAAGAGAUCAAAAAAUGUGACAGGAAUGUCCAUUGAAAUAGUAAUUGGUUCCUGCAGAACCGCUAAACCUAUUUCUCCUGUCUCUUCGAUAUCUGAUGAAGGGCAUGUUGAAAUGCCACCAAGCAUCGAAAAUAAUGAAGAAAUAAAUGAUACCGAAAAUUACAAUUCAUUAAACGAAUGGUUAACUGCACCAGGGCACUCGAACGAAGCACUUCCUACUCCUAUCUACACACCUAAUGAAGACAUAAAAGUUAACUCAGAUAAAUUGGAAUUGGAACAAGAUAGAUUGAAAGAACUUGAAAGUGAUCCUCCACUGUUCUAA
Tetrapisispora phaffii CBS 4417 is the source of this 1635-nucleotide messenger RNA. RefSeq names its product Rim8p (gene RIM8). Gene Ontology annotation, biological process: ubiquitin-dependent endocytosis. The record is from RefSeq and is a predicted model, not a curated record. The coding region runs from base 1 to 1635 and encodes 544 amino acids. The transcript has a single exon. Gene Ontology annotation, cellular component: cytoplasm; cytosol; plasma membrane. Lineage: Eukaryota; Fungi; Ascomycota; Saccharomycetes; Saccharomycetales; Saccharomycetaceae. Gene Ontology annotation, molecular function: ubiquitin protein ligase binding; protein-macromolecule adaptor activity.